AGCUGCCCCCUGGUGAUGCCGCAGCACCGGGGGUCUCCAUCCCUGCACCCCGAGGGGUUUGGGGGGCAGCUCAGUGUGGGGGUGGCCCCAUCCCCCCCCCGUGUGUGCACCCGCAGGGUGGUGGCAGGGCUCGGUGCUGCUGGGGGGGGCAGGGGCAGGGUUCCUGGAGGAGGAGGAGGAGGAGGAGGAGGAGGAGGAAGAGGAAGGCGGGCCGGGACUCACGGCUCCUCUCGGACGCACCAUGAGCAGGGCGGGGGGCAGCGGGGCCCCCCCGGCACCGCCGCAGGAGUACGAGGUGGCCGGCAAGGUGAUGUUACUCGGAGACUCGGGCGUGGGGAAAACCUGCUUCCUGCUGCAGUUCAGAGACGGGGCCUUUCUCUCCGGGACGUUCAUAGCCACCGUGGGCAUAGAUUUCCGGAACAAGGUGGUGGCCGUGGAUGGCGUGAAGGUGAAGCUGCAGAUUUGGGACACGGCAGGGCAGGAGCGAUUCCGCAGCGUGACCCACGCCUACUACAGGGAUGCCCAAGCCUUGCUGCUGCUCUACGACAUCACCAGCAAGAUGUCCUUCGACAACAUCCGCGUGAGUGCCCCCGCCCCGCGUGCGUCCCCAGGGAUGGGGAAUGCCUGUUUUACUUUUUGGGACCCAGGCAGCUCGGAGCUCGUCCCCUGGGCGCGUUUUGUUUCGGGGCACUGCAAAUGGCCGGAGGGGGAGAGCCUGGGGUGGGGGUUCUCCCCUGGGCAAUGGACAUUCGUGGCUCCCCGAACCCCCCGGUUCCUGGGAGCCCCCUGCGCACCCACCUGCCCGCCUGCCGGAUGCCCCCAGGUGGCUGACGCUCUCCCUUUUCCGCAGGCUGACGUGAGCAGCGAGCGGGCCGUGAGGACAGAGGACGGAGCCUCGCUGGCCAGGGAGUACGGGGUGCCCUUCAUGGAGACGAGCGCCAAGACGGGGAUGAACGUGGAGCUGGCCUUCCUCGCCAUCGCUAAGGAGCUGAAGCAGCGAGCGCUGCAGCCGCCGGACGAGCCCCGCUUCCAGAUCCACGACUACAUCGAGGCGCAGCAGAAGAAAUCCGGCUGCUGCGCCUUCGCCUGAGAGCGGCGGGCAGGGACCCGGGCGCAGGCAGGGCUGGGGCAGAGCGGGGCCCAAUCCUGCCCCCAGCACCCACGGGCGUGCCAAAGCACAGGGUGCAGGAGGAGAGACGUUACCCCGGUCUGGCGUGGUGCUGAGCAGGGGCCGGAUCCUGCCGCCCUGCGGGGUGGUGCCAGGGGCUCGCCGUGCGCCCCAACCACAGCGUGAUGCCUGCCAGCCCGAGGGUCGUGGCGAUGCCACCGUCACCCCAGCAGGACUCAGGAAACGGCCCCAGCACCCGGCCUCUCCCCUGCGGCCGUGCCCUCGCUGUGCUCCCAUCCAGCUGGGAGGGCCGGAUCCUGCCCCGCUUCCCUGCUGCUUCCCCCCGGGGAGCCACCGGACCCAUCCCCGUGCCGGUGCCCGGCCCUGGCCUCGGCUCCUCAUCGGCACUUCUGGGGUGUCCCCGCCUGCUCCCCGCCUGCUGCAGCUGGAGCCAGAGAUUAAGGAGCCCCCGGAGCCCCCGGUGACUUCGGGCACACGCGGCAGUUUGGAAAACCUUCAUUUUCCCCUCGUGCAGCUGUGGGGUUUGGAGGCUUUUAGUUUCUUUACUUAAGGGAAAAGCUUUUCCCAUUUCAGCCCCUCCGGACCAAACCAGCUGCGGCCUCGCGCAGGCUGGGGAUGGGGCUGAAGCGGCCCUUGGUGGGCUGGAAAUCUUCUGCAGGUUCCCUGGGCCCGUGGUGGGCUGGGGGCACUCGUGCGUGUCCCAAAAUGAGCUUGGCAGGCUGCGGGGUGUGGGCAGCGAGGCUCGGGCACCGCGGGGCUGCGGCUCCAGUGCUCAGCUUCGCUCAGCAUCGCACCCCCCGGCACCCAGUGCCACGCAGGGCACCAGGAUGGGGAAUAUUUGGGAUGGGGAAUAUUUGGGAUGGGGAGUGUUUGGGAUGGGGAGUGUUUGGGGUGCUGCUGGAGGUGUCGAGGGCAGCCGCAGAGCUCACAGCCCCACUGCACGCGGGGGCUGCCGGGCACAGCACGCCGUCAGCACCCUCCCUGCCCCGGUGCCUCCUUCGCCCCCGCUGUCCUGCCGGGUCUCUUUGCAAGUUUACAGAUUAAAGCUGGGUAUUUUUGAGGCUUUG
This is a messenger RNA of Oxyura jamaicensis (ruddy duck), 2196 nucleotides long. RefSeq names its product RAB37, member RAS oncogene family (gene RAB37). The coding region runs from base 242 to 1090 and encodes 282 amino acids. NCBI's taxonomy places the organism in Eukaryota, Metazoa, Chordata, Aves, Anseriformes, Anatidae. Gene Ontology annotation, cellular component: endosome; Golgi apparatus. The transcript is spliced from 9 exons. The record is from RefSeq and is a predicted model, not a curated record. Gene Ontology annotation, molecular function: GTP binding; GTPase activity.